AUGCCAAUAAACACAUUAGGCAAAAACCUCAACUUAUGUCUCUCCUUAAUCAAACGCCCCCAACCCCAAUUCACCCUUUCCCCACAACACCCCUCAAACAACCACCACCACCACCCCAACCACCACUACUACCACCACCAACAACAACAACAAUAUAAUAAUAACUACAACACCCUCUACGAAGACGACUUCAUCCCACUACCUCUCAUCACCACCACCACCUCUCCGUCCUCCGCCUCCACCGACUACAUGGAGACGGAGGACGACAUAUCGCCGGAAAUGGGUCCCACCACCCCAGACCUCACCGCCGCCUACGCCUCUCGACGGUUCUUCAUCUCCUCCCCAGGCCGAUCCAACUCCAUCGUCGACUCCCUCUCCGUCUCCCUCUCCUCCUCCUCCAACUUACUCCUCUCCCCGCCGCCGGCGGAGGAGUCGGCAUCCUCAUCCUCCCCUCCUCCGCCUACGGCGGCGGGAGAGGUGUCCGUGGCCGGGGGAGUACCCGUACAGACGUACUCCCCCGACCCGUACAUGGACUUCAGGCAGUCCAUGCAAGAGAUGGUGGAAUCACGUGAGUUGGGGAAUGUAGAGGUGAAAGAAGCAUGGGAAUAUUUACAAGAGUUACUAUUGAGUUACUUGGCGCUGAAUCCAAAGAACACACACAAGUACAUUGUUGGUGCUUUUACUGAUCUCGUUAUUAAUCUUAUGUCUCCUCCACCUAAUCAUCAUAUUAACACUACUAAUCAUGCCACUAAUCAUAAUCAUAAUCAUGCUUCUUCUUUGUCUUCUUCAUCCUUCUCUUCCAAUGGUGGUGGUGGUGGUGGUGGUGGUGGUGGGUAUGUAUUAUCAUAA
Messenger RNA from Spinacia oleracea (spinach), 849 nucleotides. RefSeq names its product transcription repressor OFP16-like. The coding region runs from base 1 to 849 and encodes 282 amino acids. The transcript has a single exon. NCBI's taxonomy places the organism in Eukaryota, Viridiplantae, Streptophyta, Magnoliopsida, Caryophyllales, Amaranthaceae. Gene Ontology annotation, biological process: negative regulation of DNA-templated transcription. The record is from RefSeq and is a predicted model, not a curated record.